Pomacea canaliculata is the source of this 2898-nucleotide messenger RNA. Its product is annotated as pinin-like. Gene Ontology annotation, cellular component: catalytic step 2 spliceosome. The coding region runs from base 37 to 1548 and encodes 503 amino acids. The transcript has 9 exons. Lineage: Eukaryota; Metazoa; Mollusca; Gastropoda; Architaenioglossa; Ampullariidae. The record is from RefSeq and is a predicted model, not a curated record.
UAGUCCAAAGUGAGGUUGACUGGUAAAGUAGGCAACAUGGCGGAGAUGAGUGGCGUAAGCAUUUUGCAACACGAAAUUGAAAAAGCUAAAGACAAAUUGAAAGAUGUGAAUGAAAAUAUUAAGAAAUUAACAGGAAGGGAUCCUGAAGAUCUCAGGUCAGUAAAAAGUCGGCAGCAGGAAGCCAGGGGUAGAGGACGACUUUUCACCCUUGCAAGGCGUGGAAUCAUGCCAGCUGAAAGUCCAGGUGGUCCACCUGCAAAAAAACGUAUGAUGGCGGGAGCAUUUGCGAGGCUUGGACCAAUGAUUGGACGUCGGCGAGAGCGAGAGGACAGCGGAGAUGAGGAUGAGCCUCCUAACAAGCUGACUGUCCAUUCGUCUGUAGUGGCUACCCCUAAAGAAGUGCGUAGUCGCAAGGAGUGUCUUCAGGAACAGAGUAACGACAAGGAAGGACUGCAGAGGAACAGACGAAUGUUUGGUUUGUUGCUUGGAACACUGCAGAAGUUCAAAACAGAGGCUCGUGCCCAGGAUGAAAAGGUUCAGCAGCGCCGCAUGAUUGAAAAAAAACUGGAAGAAGAUGCAGAACGUGAGAAAGAACAUUACCGCCAAGAAACAAAACUUUUAAUUGAGGAGUCACAGCUGGAGCAGGCCAAAAUUUCUCGUCUCCAGCAAAAGAUGGAGCUUGUCAAUGAGCACGAAGCUCUAGCUGCAGAGACAAGAAAGUUACAAAACUUCCUUUGCACACGUGCAAAACCUCGCAUUUUCUGGCUGCCCAAGGCAUUGAACUCUGCUGCUGAGAGUAAACUAAAGGAAUCUAAGAAGGUUGUUGAAAAAAUGCUCAAGGAUAAGCAAGAAGCCCUUGAACGUGAAAUCAAUGAGGUCAUGGAACGUGAACAGCAGCGCGAGGAGCGCAUCCGCAUGAGAUUGCGUCAAGAUGCCAACCUGCUGGACAAAGAAAACAAUAGCAAGUCGGGUCGCACUGGAACCGAUGGGGGCUCUAGGCAGUCACGUGAUAAAAAAGGCAGCAGUGGUGCUCACAAAGAGGCCAAGAAGAAGUCUGUAGAGAUGCAAUAUGAUGACGAAGAAGAAGAAAUGGAAGAGGAAGAUGAGGUGACGCGCAUCGAGCUGGGUGAUCGCGAGGUAGCAGGUGGUGAUAAAGGGAAGAGAGGGGAGGAAGGAAAGGCCAAAGAGCUAACGGUGAAUGAGAAGCCGGAGGAAGGCAAGAAGGUUGAGAGCGAUAAGGGUGGGUACGAUGAUGGAAAUAAUACAGAUGUGGAUUACAACGACGAUGAAAUGGCCAGCGAGGGAGAAAUGCCUCAGCAUAAGUCUAGUUUAGGGGAAGGGGAGAUGCUGGUAGUUGGGGAGUCAUCUGUGAUGACAAGUAAGGAGCAGAGAAAAGAGGAGGGAGGUGAGGACAGGUGGAAAGAGGUCGCCUUAAUACAAAGCACAGACCAGGCUUCAGUGGCUGAUGCAAAUGCAGAGUUAUUCAGUAGUGGGGCUUUGCAGAGGACGGUUGAGGAAGGUGUGGUAGAGGAGGCAGCCAAUGAAUAGAUGACAGGAAAUAGAAAUCCAAAACCUCAUCGAAGAGGUGAAUGUUUUUUUGUUUGUCAUAAAUGAAGUAAAGGUGAAUGACAGCUAGGUUUUGAUUUUUUUUUUUCUGUUUUUGAAUUUCUAUUCAAAAAAGACAUUUAGGGGAAAAGGCUUUCAGCAUCUAGAGGGAAAUAAAUACUAGCUAAUCAAAAUACUACCCUACAGUUGUAAGCUAGAUAAUAUGACCUGUCGGUCUUUGGAACUUUUAGCUUGUGGAAGUUUGCCUGGGUAUGAAACUGCCUCACUGCAGCUUUAAAAUUCCAGUUUCUUCACAGUUAACAAAGCAGGUGAUUUUUUUUCCUGCGAUUUUCAAACCGAUUUUAGUGAGGAGGAUUGGGCCUUGUAAGGUGCUGAAUAUGGUCCUAACUUUUCAUUCCUCAGGUUGAAGUUUCAAGAGGUAAGUAUAGUGUUUGAAUGUAGCUCAGUUACUGACGGUGGGAGUGGUAUUGUCAGCAUCAACCAUAAAAUGCAUCAAGGAAUUUGUUUCUUGGUUUUUAAUAGAUAAGCAUUUAAUUUUUAUCUUAAGUAUGGGUGGGAGGUAAGUAUUGUUUGCAAGGCAAGAACUUCUUUCAAGAUUCAUUAUUUCCACUUCCAGAACGUUCAGUAGUGAAGAGAUUAAGAAAUUAUAAGAGGGAUUAAAUUCUGUAGGGAUUUGCUUCCAGCAGUUGCUUCAGCGAGUUCUUAAAAAUGUUAAUGCUUUGAACAACAAUUUUUUUUAAUAAUCUUUUUCUCAUAAAUUUAUCGCUUUUCAUUAAGCUUUUCUUCAGGUGACAAGUGAAACGGGGUGGUGUGCAGAUGAAAUUGUGUUUGUGCUCUUAUGUUUGUACAUUUGUAGCAACACGCGUUUAGGUCUGUAGUUCUAAAAAUACAAAAUGCCUUAAGAUAUAAAGAAUAACUGAAGUUUAUAGGGUGAUAUUUUAGAAAAGAAAAACAUUUGACCUUGCAGUACAUUCUAUAUGAUAGUUUACAUUAAUCAAGUUUGUGUAAAUGCUAGCAUUUUGGCAUAGUGCCUAGUAUUUGUGCUAUUUUUUCUUUGUUAACGAAUAUCAAUGAAUAACUCUAAUAGAAUUAUUAGAUGCACAGUCCUUGGAUAUAAUACUUGUAAGCAGUCUUAAAUUAGUUCUGUUUAUCCAGUAAACUGCAUUCCACGAGGAAAGGAAAUGGAGGAUAGGGGUCACAGCUAUAUUUAGGACUUUAACAGAAGUUACUGGGUGAAUCUACUGGGUUAUUCCAAUUUAAGAUUAUCAUGAAUUGUUGAAUAUUUGACAGUUUUAAAACGCUUCUUUUGCUAAAUAAAUUUUGUAUAAUUGA